This is a messenger RNA of Armigeres subalbatus, 1636 nucleotides long. It is a transcript of the gene Nle, whose product is annotated as protein Notchless. Gene Ontology annotation, biological process: ribosomal large subunit assembly; Notch signaling pathway. The record is from RefSeq and is a predicted model, not a curated record. Gene Ontology annotation, molecular function: protein binding. Gene Ontology annotation, cellular component: nucleolus. The transcript has 4 exons. NCBI's taxonomy places the organism in Eukaryota, Metazoa, Arthropoda, Insecta, Diptera, Culicidae. Bases 133 to 1578 code for a protein of 481 amino acids.
UUUGAAUUGGUUAUUCGGGUUCUUCGAAUACUGCACGUGUUUUUAUUUGCAAUCAAUGUCCUACCUUGGCCCAAGGGAUAUUCGAUUAUUGCAAUUUUAGGCUGCUACCGGGUAUACAAUUUGAACGACAAUAUGGACGUAGACGGUGAGGAAGAAACUCCACAAACCCAUACGAUUCAAGCUCGAUUUGUGUCGGAUGUGGGCGUCGAAGCUGGGCCACCGUUGGACCUGCCGGUGAACGUGACCAAAGAGCAACUUGAACUGAUUUUGAAUGCUCUACUGAAGAAUGAUGAACCCACGCCGUAUCUCUUCUUUGUUAACGACGACGAAGUUCGCGAGUCGAUCCAGACUACACUUGGCGCGAAGCAGCUUGACGUGGAAAAUGUUCUGGACAUUGUCUAUCAGCCGCAAGCAGUUUUUCGAGUGCGCCCGGUCACGCGCUGCACCAGUUCUAUGCCUGGUCAUGCGGAAGCAAUCGUGUCGCUCUCGUUCAGUCCUAACAGCUUACACCUGGCAAGUGGUUCCGGUGACACGACACUUCGGCUUUGGGACUUGACAACGGAGACACCACACUUCACCUGCACAGGACACAGAAACUGGGUUUUAUGCGUAGCGUGGUCACCAGAUUCGAUGAAGGUUGCCUCGGCCGAUAAGACGGGAGAGGUUCGGGUGUGGUGUCCCGAUACUGGCAAACUGCUGGGUCGUCCUCUGAUCGGCCAUAAAAAGUGGGUUAGCUGCCUAAGUUGGGAACCAUAUCAUAAGAACCCGGACUGUCGAUAUUUGGCAAGCGCCGGCAACGACAACGAUGUGAGGAUAUGGGAUGUCGUUUUGGGAACUUGUACGAAGACGAUAGCUGGUCAUACUGCGCCGGUCACCGCAGUACGUUGGGGUGGAUCCGGUUUGCUAUACACAUCUUCCCGUGAUCGCACCAUUAAGAUGUGGCGUGCCGAAGACGGCGUACUUUGCAAAACGUUUACCGGGCAUGCUCACUGGGUGAAUAAUCUUGCUUUGAAUACGGAUUAUGUUUUACGCACCGGACCCUUCCAUCCUGUCGUGGACAGAAGCAAAUCAUACUCGAUUUCGGACAAGACCGAAAUGCAGAAAUCCGCAUUAGAACGCUACGAGAAAGUAUGUCCAGAUGGUGUCGAAUCGUUCGUGUCGUGUUCGGACGACUUCACGCUCUAUCUCUGGAAGUCGAGCCAGAAGCAAUUUAUCACGCGAAUGACCGGCCAUCAAAAUGUCGUCAACGACGUCAAAUAUUCACCAGACGUAAAGCUCGUGGCGUCCGCUUCGUUCGAUAAGUCUGUUCGCCUAUGGCGCGCUGGUGAUGGAGCAUUUAUCUGUGCAUUCCGUGGACACGUGCAAGCCGUAUAUACCGUAGCGUGGUCAGCCGACUCCAGGUUGAUAUUGAGCGGCAGCAAGGAUUCCACCUUGAAGGUUUGGAGCGUGAAGGAAAGGAAACUUGCACAAGAAUUGCCCGGUCAUGCCGACGAAGUAUUCGGAGUUGAUUGGGCCCCGGAUGGUUCUAGAGUAGCUUCUGGCGGCAAGGAUAAAGUGUUGAAACUGUGGACAUACUAAAUCGAUUGCAUUAUGUGACUAACACAUAAAAGAAACAAUAAAUAAGGAAUCACACCAA